UUGGGGGGGAGGGGAGGGGGUGCAGCUCGGGGUCUGGCUGCUCCCAUGUGAGGCUGGAAAGCAACUGAGUGAAUAAGGAAUCGGCGUUUAUGUCUCCGGAACCCGACUGCACAACGCGCUGCGGAACGCAAACGCGCAGUGUUGCCGCAAACCGCAGCAACGUCAGAGGCAGUGAGUGCCGGAGCGGCGAGGACCCGCCGCAGUCCCGCUCCCACUGCAAAGCCUCGGGGGGGAGUUCCUCUCUUUCGCUCGUGGUUUGGGCUUUUACUUGUUGCUCGUUUGUUUGCGGAGUGACGGCUCUCUGACUGCGGAGACUGCACUGAGCAAUGACAGCCUGAUCACAAGCGUCAGCUGCCCGAGUCAGUGGAAACUUUUGACUGCUGCUGGUCUGGGAUCUCAAUGAGCGGCUUCUCCAUUCCGAACAUAAACCAGAUCCGAUUAAAGCUAUGAGGAGCAGAAGCAAUUCCGGUGUUAGGUUAGAUGGCUACGCCAAUCUUGUGCAGAGAACAAUUCUAUGCCACCAGAACCCAGUCACGGGAUUGCUGCCGGCAAGCACAGAGCAGACGGAUGCUUGGGUGCGUGAUAACGUCUAUAGCAUACUGGCUGUAUGGGGUCUGGGAUUAGCCUACCGUAAGAAUGCAGACCGAGAUGAAGACAAAGCAAAAGCGUAUGAACUUGAGCAGAACGUUGUGAAGCUGAUGAGGGGCCUUCUUCAGUGCAUGAUCAGACAGAUGGAUAAGGUUGAAAGAUUUAAACAUACUCAGAGCACGAAGGACGCUCUCCAUGCCAAAUACAGCACCACCACAUGCUGUACAGUUGUUGGUGAUGACCAAUGGGGUCACCUUCAGGUUGAUGCUACUUCUCUCUACUUGUUGUUUUUGGCACAGAUGACAGCUUCAGGUUUACGCAUCAUUUUCACCCUUGAUGAAGUGUCGUUUAUACAGAACCUUGUAUUUUACAUAGAAGCUGCUUAUAAAGUUGCUGAUUAUGGUAUGUGGGAGCGUGGAGACAAAACAAACCAGGGAAUAGCAGAGCUUAAUGCAAGUUCUGUGGGUAUGGCUAAGGCAGCACUUGAAGCCAUCGAUGAACUUGAUCUGUUUGGAGCACAUGGAGGCCCAAAGUCAGUCAUUCACGUUCUACCUGAUGAAGUGGAACAUUGUCAGUCUAUUCUUCAUUCCAUGUUACCAAGAGCGUCAACAUCCAAAGAAAUUGAUGCUGGCCUUCUUUCGGUUAUCUCGUACCCCGCUUUUGCUGUGGAGGACAUUGAGCUUGUGACUUUGACAAAGAAUGAAAUCAUUACAAAAUUGCAGGGACGGUACGGCUGCUGUAGAUUUUUGAGAGAUGGCUACAAAACUCCAAAAGAGGAUCCCAAUAGACUACAUUAUGAUUCAGCUGAACUGAAAUUGUUUGAGAACAUUGAAUGUGAAUGGCCGGUAUUUUGGACAUACCUCAUCAUUGAUGGGUUGUUUAAAGGAGACCAUGCUCAGGUUGAAGAGUACCGGGAGGCCUUGGAAGGAGUUCUUAUUAGAGGAAAGAAUGGAGUUCGACUGGUUCCAGAGCUUUAUGCUGUUUCGAUUGAAAAGGUGGAUGAAGAGUAUAAGAACCCUCAUUCUGUGGACAGAAUUCCGAAAGGAAAAUUACCUCACAUGUGGGGACAGUCUUUAUACAUCCUGGGGUCUCUGCUGGCUGAAGGAUUUCUUGCUCCUGGGGAAAUUGACCCUAUAAGCCGAAGAUUUUCGACAAUCAGAAGACCUGAUGUCGUUGUACAAGUGUCAAUAUUGGCAGAAACGGAAAAGAUAAAGAAAAUGUUAGCACACCACAACUUUGAAGUAGAAACUAUUUGUGAUGUUCUACCUAUCAGGGUGCAACCAGCAAAGAUUCUAAGCCACAUAUAUGCAAAACUAGGAUAUAACAGUAGGCUGAAACUUAGUGGGCGGCCGUAUAGGCACAUUGGUGUUCUCGGCACAUCCAAGUUGUACAUGAUAAGAAAUCAAAUCUUUACGUUCACUCCACAGUUUCUUGAUCAGCAUCAGUUUUAUUUGGCACUGGACAAUCACAUGAUUGUGGAAAUGCUCCGAACUGAUGUUUCUUACCUCUUCUCACACUGGAAGAUGACGGGACGUCCCACAGUCACAUUUCCGAUCACUACAAGCAUGCUGUGCGAAGACGGAUCAGACAUCGAUUCAUCUAUUCUGUCUACACUUCGAAAACUCCAGGAUGGUUAUUUUGGUGGAGCCAGGGUGAAAACAGGCAAAAUAUCAGACUUCCUGAUCACCUCUUGCUACACACACCUGAGUUUCAUGGACCGUGGAUCUGAUGGUGUACUGUUUGAUGACUCUUUAAAUGAAAGCGAUUUUAGUCCCUGUAAUGAGGUAGAGGAGGCUCCUUCUAUGCCUGAUUCAUGCGAUUGUAAUGAUGUUGAUGAUCAAGAUGAACUCGUACACUAUAUAAAUCACCUGCUUCGAAGUACGACUCCAGUAUCAAAGCGACUGCCUCCGACAUCCCAGAAUUCAGGAACGCAUUCCAUAUUUGAGACUGAGCACACAACAAGGGAUGUAAUAUCAAUGAUGGCCAAAGAAAAAGGCCUGGAUUUACCAAGUUUUGCCAUGUCUCUACCUACAAAAGUUCUGCUUACUCAUCGAAAAUCUCUGAACUUAUUGGAAGGACCACUUCAAGUCAAGGAUAAUGGAGUGGAUCUCAGCUUACCCACGGAUGACCAGGGAAAUAUUGACUGUGCUUCAUUAGUUGAACGUCUAAAGGAAUGUCACACUCUACAAGACCAAGCAGAUAUAUUGUACAUCUUGUAUGUAAUCAAAGGCCCUGACUGGGAUACCAAUCUGGAUGGACUGCAAGGUGCGCAGGUCUGUAGCCUCUUGAACGAACUAUACAAUAAGGCUGGCCAGAACUGUGACUGGGGAUUGAUUCGCUAUAUAUCAGGCAUGCUGAGAAAGAAAGUUGAAGUCCUUGCUGAGGCCUGCACAGACCUGUUAUCACACCAAAAGCAACUAACAGUGGGUCUUCCCCCAGAACCACGUGAGAGGACCAUCGUAACUCCUUUGCCACCUGAUGAACUAACACAGCUUAUUUACGAAGCAAGUGGGCAAGACAUAAGCAUGGCAGUUCUUACCCAGGAAAUCAUGGUUUAUCUUGCCAUGUAUGUGAGGACACAACCGAGCCUCUUUGCAGAAAUGCUUAGGUUAAGAAUUGGACUCAUCAUUCAGGUGAUGGCCACGGAAUUAGCUCGUAGUCUGAAUUGCUCAGGGGAAGAAGCGUCAGAGAAUUUGAUGAAUCUCAGCCCUUUUUAUAUGAAGAAUCUCCUGCAUCAUAUUCUAAGUGGAAAGGAGUUCGGUGUAGAAAAAAGUGUUCGUUCCAUUGAUGACUCCAGUGGGAAUCCAGUUGUUGCUAUUCAUGAAGUUGAUCAUGCAGGAGCAACAAAAACUGAGAGAACUGGUAUCAGUAGACUGAAGAGUGAGAUGAAGCAGAUGGAUAAAAGUGUGGCAGGAAGCUUCAUUGAUGAUCAGUUCUUUUUCAGUGUCCAUUCAUUAAGCAGCGGCUUUCUUUCUCCCCGAUCCAUGAGAUGCAGUAGCCCUUCCUCUCCCAUAAGGACUGUGUCUCCUGUUGGUUCUGUUUGUGGGCCUUUGGGUUGGGAUGACCGCCAGGGUCAGUGGCUGCGCAGACGACGCCUAGAUGGAGCCAUUAACAGAGUGCCAGUGGGCUUCUAUCAGAAAGUGUGGAAUAUUUUAGAGAAGUGCCAUGGACUUUCUGUUGAUGGCUACGUUCUUCCUUCUUCAACCACAAAAGAGAUGACAUCCCAUGAGAUUAAAUUUGCUCUUCAUGUGGAAUCUGUUUUGAACCACAUUCCUCAGCCCGAAUACAGACAGUUAAUGGUUGAAGCUAUCGUGGUUCUGACUAUAUUAGCAGACGUGGAAGUUAACAGCAUCGGUGGCAUAAUCUAUGUGGACCGCAUAGUGCAUAUGGCCAAUGAGCUUUUCUUACAGGAUCAGAAAUCAUUAGGUGCAAGUGACACCUUUUUAGAACGGGAUCCAGGCACAGGAAUUUGCAUUCUGUUCUAUGACAGUGCACCAAGUGGCAGCUACGGAACCAUUACUUAUUUGUCUAAAGCUGUUUCAACUUACGUACAGGACUUCUUGCCAAUUACUGGCUGUUUUGUUCAAUAAUGGCAAAAGCUGAGAAGCAGAUCAUAGAAUGAUGCAGCACAUCGUCUUGAUGUCAUUCCUGUAUUCUGAAUCAUUUUAAGACUGUUCAGUUGAUAUAAUCAUGAUAACUGUGUGUUUCCCUGUCUGUGAAAUGAUAAAUGUGUGUUAAUCAAAUUUUCCCACUAUUGAAAAUUGAGCUUAGUUUAUUAUUUAUUUGAAACAGAUUUAUAUCAAAUUUCACAUUAAAUUAUUGAUCGUGGCAUAGUCUAACCGCUUGGAAUGGGAACUUUAAAACUUCACUCAAAAUAUAUUUAACUUUUUGUUUGGAAGGCAAAAUCAUGUGGUCAAAAAAAUAAUAGUUCAGUAACACAGCUACAACAUUAAAUAAUGUUGGUAUUUAGUUCCCUUCCAGACCUUGUCAAACUUCCUAUGUUGGCAUAAACUACAAGUAUAUCUUAUUUUUAGUGGUGAAUAGUUAUUACUGAAAGCACUUAUUUGCUAUUAGUAUGUUUGAUAAGUUGCAUUUAUGUGUUUAUUUAGUGUUGCUUUAUUGAUAUUUCCAUAGUUUCAGUUUCACACUGGUCAAAAUAGACAAUUUGCACAUCUGCGAUGCUUGACAAAUUCAAUUUGUCUGUUAUAAUUCAGUUGUUUUUUGCUGUCUGCUAUGGGUAAUACUAAACUGAUGUGGAGUGAGGGAUAAAGGAAAAGAAUAUCUAGAAUGUGUAUGAGAUGGGAAUUGAGUUGACACUGUAUGGGGCAAAAAGGAGGCUUUGCAUUGUCUGGACUUAGAAGAGGGGAAACGUAUUUGGAAAAAUAAUUAGGAAGUAUAGAUAAAGGCAGAGCUAAUGGGGCAAUACAGGGCAAUCCCUGUUAUAUUACCCACAGUUUUAGCAUGGCUUACAGUGUUUGUGUGGACCAGUGCUAACCCACAUAUCACAUACUGGCUUCCAGAAACCACAUUAGAAAAUGGAACAAGAUGGAUGAGCUGACACCUUUUCCACCAUCCUACAUACUGACAUAUUUGCUUCUCGUAGGGCUCAGUUUCAGUGCAAAAUUCCAGUACACAUCAGCAACCGACAAACAGGGAAGUUGAUGUGUACAUUUCUGAAUAGUGAACUGAGUAUUUAAAUUAGUGAUGCUAAGCCUAUGAAAAUAGUGACUUAGUGCUUAAGAUUCCUUUAAGCCUAAGUGCUCAAAUCUUUCCUUGGUGUGAGCCAAGGAUGCAGUAUAAUAUUGUGUGUGUAUCAUUGAAAGCCACUUGUCAACAUGGAACUAGAGAAGCUUUAUGUUGGAAAUAAUUAGGCUGUUAACUCUCACUUUUUAAAUCUAUUGUUCCAAGUAUUUAAUUCACAUUAGCAAAUAAACCAAUGGCAUCAGACUGCUUAAUAUAUUCUCUUCCUUCAUUAAUGAAUGGUUUUAAAUUAUGUGUUGAAAUACCCACUUCCAACUUCUGAAUAAUGGGAGUGCCCUAACCUGGCUGUGAGGAGUCCUGGAUACCAUAUUCUUGGGUUCCCAAGCAGGGAUCAUUCUCAACUAUCAAAAUAGCCCUCUAGGUUUAUUCAUUGGAUAUCUGUCUAACUGAAAUUGAGGUAGCUCAAUACUCCUUGAAUAAGUGCGGAGAGGUUGCUUUCUGUGCUGUGGCCCAUCCCAAUUUUGACUCCAGUGUAACGGUUUAAGCAAUGUUUUUUUGUUCAAGUCAAUGAACAUUCAAUAUAACUAUGAGGAAAAUAAAAUGCACUUAAGGAAGUAACUUUUAAUGGAAUCAUAUUGUGCCUACAUGUACUCAGAAUGUGUGCUAGUAUCACCAAUCACUGUGUUGUACUUAUGUGUGAAUAAAUUCAGAAGUUCGAUGAAA
Molecule: messenger RNA, 6012 nt
Organism: Callorhinchus milii (elephant shark)
Lineage: Eukaryota; Metazoa; Chordata; Chondrichthyes; Chimaeriformes; Callorhinchidae
Product: phosphorylase b kinase regulatory subunit alpha, liver isoform
Exons: 34
Coding region: 447-4178 (1243 amino acids)
Biological process (GO): glycogen metabolic process
Cellular component (GO): phosphorylase kinase complex
Molecular function (GO): calmodulin binding
Source: RefSeq, a predicted model, not a curated record